Mangifera indica (mango) is the source of this 2894-nucleotide messenger RNA. RefSeq names its product membrane protein of ER body-like protein. Bases 76 to 2532 code for a protein of 818 amino acids. NCBI's taxonomy places the organism in Eukaryota, Viridiplantae, Streptophyta, Magnoliopsida, Sapindales, Anacardiaceae. The transcript is spliced from 7 exons. The record is from RefSeq and is a predicted model, not a curated record.
UAUACAAAGACAUCUACCACUACAAAAUACUGUCGGUAGUUGACUUGAGAACUCUCUAAUCCAACUCAUUUCAAAAUGGACUUGGUGGGACAAAACCAAUCACUUCACCAUCGUCAGGAUGAAGAAGAAGAAGAAGAAGAAGUGACGCUUCUUGUUCGCCAGUCUCGUCACAAUUCUGCUCAAGCGAAUGAGAAAGCUGAAGAACAUGCCCCAGAAGCUGAGAAAGAAAAACAAGAGCUUGAUAAUGCAGGUGGGCGUGAAGAAGAAGGCAAUGGAUCUGUUGAUGGAUUUUCUGGAAUGAAAAAUCUUGCAGACGAGUCUGUUGUUUUGGAGGCAAAUCUGAAGGAUGAGGAGUUGCAUGUGAGCGCUGAUAUCACUCAUGAAAGUGGCAAGAAUUUGGAAGAUGAAAUCCUUUCAAGUUUGAGUUUGCCUAUGGUUCAAAUGUCUAAUGAAAAUAUAUGCAUAGAUACUCCCACUGAAAUCAGUCAGGAAAAUGGGAAGAAUUUGGAAGAUGAAAUGCUUUCAAGUUUGAGUUUGCCCGUGGGUCAAAUGUCUCAUGAAGAAAUAAGUAUAGAUCUGGAGCAUCUUAAGGAUAAAACUGGAGAACAUGCAGAUGUUGAAUUAAUAGAGGAAGUUGACCAAGAAUGGACAGAAAUAGAUGUCGAGAUGGUGUUAAAAAAGCAGAAUACACAUGAUUUAUUAUGUCCUAAUUGUAAUUCUUGUAUAACCAGAAGGGUCAUCCUUCGUAGAAAGAAGCCAAAAUUUCGAACUAUUCCCCAUAGACCAAAACGUGGCAAGUCUGAAAUACAAUCUGUUCCAGAUGCUAAUCCAGCUUAUGCAACCAAUGUUGAAGAUCCUGACACUUCUAAUAGUUCAAAUGACGCCCCUACCCAUGUAGCUGAUGAUGACAAUCAUGAUAAACAACCAGAGGCAUUCAGAUGCUUAUCAUGCUUCAGCAUUUUCAUUCCUACAGGUAAUGGACUUAAACUAUUUCAAGUUUUUGGAGAUAGCAAUAAGAAUGGAAAAAUGGAAGAUGUUCAAAGUAUACCUGCAUCCAAGAAAAAUUGGUUCACCUCUCUUUUUGCAUUAGAUAACAAGAAAGCAGAUAUUGAUCAAGGUACAAGAUCAACAAAGCCUUCAGAAGUAGAUAUAAUUAAUCAGCAUAAAUCAUCAUGUAAUUCUGACCAUACACUAUCUGGCCAUGAAAGUGAUCAUCCAGUGGUACCACCUGAUGACAGAAGUCCAAUAGAAACUAAAGAAGUUGAAGACGAUACCCUUGCUAAGUCUCAGCAAGGUGAAAUGGGCUCUUUAAAUCAUUCAAAAGUGGAGUCUAACUUGACUGAGAAACUCUUGAUAGACCACAAAACCAAUAUGGAAACAGAGAACAAGACACCUGCUCAUCAUAAUGGUCUUGACUUAUCAACUGAAGGUGCUUCGUCACCAAUUAAAGCUCCUUGCAGUGCAGGGCUGGUUAGCUCUGCACUAAUAGAUUCUCAGGAAGUUGGGAAGGGUAUUGUAAAUUCCACAACAAGAGAACUGAUACCUUGUAAUGAUGUAUCAAGUGAUGUGGAGAAGAAAUCAACUCAAGGUGCUUCGUCAAUUAAUGCUCUUAUCAGUGUAGGACUUUCUAGUUCUGCAUUAGUUGAUUCUGUAGAGGCUGGGAGAGCUACUGAAUAUUCUUUAAUAAAAAAGCCAAUACCUUACAAUGGUGUAUCAAGUGAUGUGAGGGUGACCAUGGGUGAUUUGAUGAUUAACAACAAAACAGGGGAUGAUGUGAUAGUGAAUAUCACUGAAACACAGUCAGUUGAACAAACAUCUUCUUUGAGGGUACAAGAUGUUGACACUUCUUCACAAGAAAGACUUCUGCCGGAGAGUGGAACUCAGACACUUGUUGACCACCGACAAGGUGCUGCAGAAAGUGAAGCCCUUCAGUGGGAUAUUCUAAAAUGCAUUGUGUAUGGUGGUUUAGUUGAAUCAAUAACAAGUCUUGGAGUUGUAUCUUCUGCAGCGGCUGCUGGUGCUUCAACAUUGAACAUUUUGGCUUUGGGAUUGGCAAAUCUUAUCGGUGGACUUUUCAUUAUUGCUCACAAUCUUGGAGGCUUGAGAAAUGAAAGUUCUGGAGAGACUGAGCACGAAGACCGGUACCAACAACAACUUGGACGGAGAGACAGAUUCUCACUUCAUGCAACAGUAGUUAUCUUAUCAUUUCUCAUCUUUGGCUUGGUGCCUCCUGUCGUAUAUAGCUUCUCAUUUCGUAAGAGUGACAAUGUAGAUUAUAAGCUUGCCGCAGUUGCAGGUUCCUCUCUUGCGUGCAUCUUUUUGCUUGCAGUUGGGAAGGCUCAUGUGCAGGCGCCACCCAAAUCUUACAUCAAAACAACAUUGCACUAUGUUAUCUUAGGAGUUCUGUCCUCCGGUGUGAGUUAUGUUGUCGGCGACCUAAUCAAGAUGCUUAUGGAGAAGCUUAACUGGUUUGAGUCGAGUACCGAUUUCAUGAUACCUCACCGAAAGAACCCAGGAUGGGAAUCCUAUUGACACAUCAGGAUUAUAGUUUGUAUUCAAAGGAAUUUUUCUUGGUUAGGUGUUCAAGGAAAUUAACUAGACAUUACUGAGCUUAGAACCUUUUUUUUUUUAAAUAAUUCUAUAUAUACCUCCUUUAGAUAUACAAAUUUAUAUAUGUUUAUAUGUGUUAUCAUAUGACUUAGUGACAUAUAUAAAUAUGUAUACAAUUGUGUACCUAAAGUGGGUAUACAUAGUAUUGCUUUUUUUUUUUUUAAAAAAUCCAAGUAUUAUGUUGCAGGGAAACAAACUUUUGCUAAAUGCAAUGGCUUGAGAUAGAUGGUUUUUUGGGAAUAAAUGUAAAUCUUCAUUUUUGCUUUGAAGAUUUAAUUAGGCAA